This is a messenger RNA of Polychytrium aggregatum, 4127 nucleotides long. Its product is annotated as cytochrome P450. Gene Ontology annotation, molecular function: flavin adenine dinucleotide binding; iron ion binding; oxidoreductase activity, acting on paired donors, with incorporation or reduction of molecular oxygen. The record is from RefSeq and is a predicted model, not a curated record. Gene Ontology annotation, cellular component: cytosol. The coding region runs from base 94 to 3798 and encodes 1234 amino acids. The transcript is spliced from 16 exons. Lineage: Eukaryota; Fungi; Chytridiomycota; Chytridiomycetes; Polychytriales.
CAGCAUUUGAGCCAACCACCCUGGUCGACCUUCUUCUGCCCAUCCCUGCCCAUCUGUCCAGCGUCCAUCCGGCAGCUAGGCUUCUUCGCUACCAUGUCCGCCUCCCCUGUUUAUGUCGCCAUCAUCAACAACAACCUCCCGAGCCAGUCGAUCCUGAUCGACGUUGGCUCCGAGGGCGUUGCUCCUCCCACCUUCCCACACCAGGCCCAAGCUCAAGCCCAAACCCAAGGCGAAAAGCCCGCUUUGGGGUACUCUGGCGCACGCAUCUUCCACGAUCUCACCUCGCUCUUGCAGUGCAUCGAGACCGAGUUUGGCAUCGCAAACCCGCGCUUGACGCCCUAUCCCGUUGACCCGAGCCUGCUGCUCAAGUCUGCCCUCAAGGAUCAAGCCGACCGGGUCUCUGAUCUCAAGGCCAGCAACCUCUGGUUUGCCAGCGGAUCUCCUGGUCGCCACCAGCUGCCCCUGCCUCCGGGACCCCCUCCCAAGCCGAUCCUUGGCAAUGUGCUGGACCUGCUUCCAAUUCCUAUUUUGGCCAUGAUCGAUCUGAACCAUAAAUACGGCCACUUUUUUCCCGUUUCUCUGGGUCCUCGUCCCGCCGUCGUGGUUUCCGAUCCCUACUUGAUCGAGGAGAUCAUGAAACAGGAGGAUUGCUUUGGCAAGUUCACCAACGCCGGCCCCCUUCAUUAUCUCAAACCGAUCGCCGGCAACGGCUUGUUUACCGCCAAUGACGACGACCCGGUUUGGGGCAUGGCCCACCGUAUCUUGAUUCCGGCGUUCUCUGUCAAAUCGCUGAGCUCAUCUAUUCCGCUUAUGAACCAGCAGACCAAGUUGCUGGUCGAAGCCUUCCGCACCCGUUUCCUUGAGAAGGACGAGACCUUUGAUAUCUCCGAGUGGAUGUCCAAAGUUACCUUGGACAUUGUCUCUCUCUUUGGCUUCUCGUACGAGCUCAACUCCAUCUCCAGUGCCGAGGAGCACCCCUUCGUUAAGCACAUGGUCUUCCUGUUUGAGUAUGCGAUGGGAAAAAACAAGCUCGGUCCGCUCUCGGGUAUUGCCGAAAGGAUCAACUGGCUCACUGGUUGUAGCAAGGAGCAGAAGGUUCAAGAGGCCGUCACCUUCAUCAUGUCAACCGUCAACGAGGUGAUCAAGGAGCACCAGGCCGAUACCGACAAGUACUCGGAUAUGUGCUCGCGCAUGCUCAAGAUUCAGGACCCAGAAACCGGUGUCAAGCUCUCUCCGGAGAACAUUGCCUUCCAGAUCGUCACUUUUAUGAUUGCCGGUCAUGAAACCACAUCCAGUCUGCUGACUUGGACUAUCUACAUGAUCGCCACCCAUCCCGAGGUUGAGCAAAAGCUCCGCUAUGAAAUCGAGACUGUGUUUGCCAAGGGCAAUGGCAACAUUGACGAGAAGUCUGUCGGCGAGCUCAAGUACACCCUUGCCGUUCUCAAGGAGACACUGCGUCUGUACCCUUCAGCUCCUGCCUUUGCCAAACAAUGCACUCGAGACACAUUUGUCGGACCCUACUUGAUCAAGAAGGGGACAACUGUUCUCUUCCAUGCCAUCAACACCCACCGCAACGCGGCUGUCUGGGGCGCCAAUCCCGAGGUGUUCAACCCCGACAACUUCCUGCCCCAGAACGAGUCCAAGCGUCCUCAGUACUCGUACAUUCCCUUUGGAACUGGUCCUCGUGCCUGCAUUGGCUCUCAAUUCGCCCUGAUCGAAGCCAGAAUUGUGAUUGCCCAUCUCCUGCACAACUUCAAGUUCACGAUUUCCGAUGACGCCGAGCCUGUCCUUCAGGUCAAGCUGGCCCUUCGUCCUCAUGGAAUUCGCGUCCACCUCAGCGAGCCCGGACCUAUCGACCUCACCAAGGCCCCUGCUCCUGCCAGUGCCCCGGCUCCUUCUCCCAAAGUUACUCUGGAUCUGGAUACUGCCAAACCCGCCAGCUCCAACCGCAGCUUUGUUAUCCAAUCCGAGGCCGAUCGACUCGAUGUUGGCGAGGUCCUCGUGCUGUUCGGCACCAACAUGGGCACCAGCGAGGACGUCGCCCGCAACAUUGCCGACUCGGCCGUCAAGCUGGGCUUCAAGCCCACUGUCGCUUCUCUCGAUACCUAUGCCAACGAGAAGCUCUUUGGCUUCAAGUUUGUCAUCGUCGCGACCUCGACCUACAACGGCAACCCACCCGACAAUGCCAAAAAGUUUGCCAAGUGGAUUUCUGCCCAGGGACAGAGUUCCCUCAAGGACACCAUCUUUGCCAUCUAUGGCGUUGGAAACAAGCAGUGGAAGACCUACCAGGACUUUCCUCGUUUUGUCGAGACCUCCCUCGUCAACCUUGGCGCCACUCCUCUCCUGGAGCGCGGUGCCGGCGAUGUGGAUGGCGACUUUGACACCGACACGCUCAAGUGGACCAGCCUCUUCUGGGCCAGCGUUGCCUACACCUUCAAGAUCUCUGGAUCAGAUGUCAGCAACGUCGUUGAUCCCUCGCCCGCCUCCAACAGCAUCGAAGUCACCUGGGCUGGCAAAGCCACCGAUGCGUUCCUGCAGAACUUCCAAAAGUCCGGCCUUGCCGUCAGCAACCGAUUGGGCCGCUUCCGAUACAUUGUCAAGAGCAAGACCCUGCUUACCAAACCCGGCGCCGUCAAGGAUGCUUGGUCGAUCGUGUUGGAGAUUCCCGCCUCCGAAACCAACAAGUACACUGCCGGUGACCACUUUGAGGUGUAUCCCCGCAACACCGAGGAGGAUGUUCGCAGAAUCCUGCCCAGUCUGGACUUGGCCGGCCACGGCAUCGACGAGAUCGUCAAGCUGUCCAACACCAACUCGAUUGCCAAGCGCGAGCUGCAGAUCUUUGACACUGAGAUCCCCCUUCGCUACGUUUUCAACGGCGUCGACAUUCGAACUGCCCCGACUCGCAACUUCCUCAAGUUCCUGUCGGGCUGCACCGAGUGUCCCCCCGAGAAGAACGCCCUCCUGCUGCUCGCCGGCACGGACGAGGCCUCGCUCCGAGCCUACACCGAGCAGAUUGCCAAGACCAAGGCCUCCAUCGCCGACGUGAUCGAGCGCUUCAAGAGCCUUCGCAUCCCUCUUGGCCAGUUCCUCGAGAAUGUUCCUCUCCAGAAGCCCAGACUGUACAGCAUCGCAUCGAGCAACCUCAUCACCCCAACCACGGUCGAGCUCUGCAUCGGCGUGCUGAACGAGGAGCACCACGACCUGAAGGGCCAGUCUGUGGUGUACAAGGGCCUGUCUUCCAACUUCCUCGCUGGACUCGAGGUCGGCGGCCCUCUCCUUGGCCACAUUCGUCCUCACGGCUCGGCGUUCAAGCUGCCCGAGGAUCCCAAGGCUCCCAUUGUCCUGGUCUGCGCCGGCACUGGCUUUGCCCCCAUGCGGUCCUUCCUCGAGGAGCGCAAGGGCCUCAAGCAGAAAGGCGUCGAGCUCGGCGAGGCCACCCUCAUCUUUGGCUGCCGCCAUCCCGACCAGGACGCCCUCUACUCGAGCGAGCUGCAGGCCCACCUCGAGUCGGGCGUGCUGACCCGCCUCGAGUACGCCUUCUCUCGCUUCGGCGGCCAGAAGGAGUACGUCCAGACGCUGAUCGUCAACAAGACCGAUCUGGCCGAGCAGCUCUGGACCGGCAUCAGCUCGCGCGGAGCCCAUAUCCUCCUCUGCGGCAGCACUGCUCUGGGCACGGCCGUCCGCGAGAGCUUCGUCAAGAUUGUCGAGCGCUUCGAUGGCCGCGGCAAGGAACGAGCCGAGCAGUACAUUGCUGCCCUGGCCGAGGCUGGCCGCUACGUCGUCGAUGUCUGGGGCUAACCGCACCGCAUCCAGCAAGCCAGUUUGCCCGACACGAGCGCCUUGACGGAGUGUGCCCUUGAGCUGCUCUUGAGAAAGCCAGCGAACUAGUCCUCGUCUCUCUUUGCUAUCCUUCAAUUUCACUUUGCCGGGUUUGAUUUGUUGUUUGGUGACAUAUGUUCCGUUGCUUCUCGGUUGGCGAGUGCCUUGCUCAGAAACGGCCAAUGCGCUCUUGAGGAAUAACCACUGGCACUUGCGCAACAUGCUCUGUCCUUUCGCUUUUCUUUCCAGAAGAAAUCUCAACUCCCUCGUGGGAUUGGCUGAGAUAAUACAUUUCUACUUGAUCAACA